Piliocolobus tephrosceles (Ugandan red Colobus) is the source of this 3728-nucleotide messenger RNA. RefSeq names its product mastin-like. Gene Ontology annotation, biological process: proteolysis. The transcript is spliced from 5 exons. The record is from RefSeq and is a predicted model, not a curated record. Gene Ontology annotation, molecular function: serine-type endopeptidase activity. NCBI's taxonomy places the organism in Eukaryota, Metazoa, Chordata, Mammalia, Primates, Cercopithecidae. The coding region runs from base 504 to 929 and encodes 141 amino acids.
ACGAUGGUGAGGGCACGGUUCCUCUCCAGUCCUCCCAGACCCGGGAUCCCCAGCUUUGCUCACCCAGCCCUGCCCUCCCCCUAACCCUGCAGAUGCUGUGGCUGCUGUUCCUGACCUGCCUCGCUUGGGGGGCUCCGUGCCUGUGUUCCCGGAUCUCAGCCCCGGGACUGAGUGGGCGCACGUCGUAGAGGGCCACAGUGCCCCUCCCGGGAAGUGGCCGUGGCAGGUCAGCCUCAGGACCUUCAACAAGGAGCAGGACCAGUGGGGGCACAGCUGCGGGGGCUCCCUCAUCCACCCCCAGUGGGUGCUGACUGCGGCCCACUGCGUGGCACUGGCCACAUGGGCGCCACAGACAUACAGGGUCCAAACUGGGCAAGUGACGCUCUAUCGCCAUGACCAGCUGACGAAGGUGGCCCAAAUCAUCCUGCACCCCAAGUUCAACAUGAGCCUGUCGGCCUGGGUGGGGUGCAGACAUCGCCCUGCUGAAGCUGGAGACCCCCGUGAUGCUGUCCGAUCUCGUCCACCCGGUCUCCCUGGCCCCCGACUCACUAAUGCUCCUCCCGGGGAAGAAGUGCUGGGUGACCGGCUGGGGGACCCUUGCGCCGCUGCCCCCAGCCCCCCACCUGCAGGAGGCCGAAGGCCCCAUCGUGAGGACCCGAGCUUGCGAGAGGAUGUAUCACAAAGGCCCCGUUGCCCAUGGCCAGGGCACCGUCAUCAAGGCUGACAUGCUGUGUGCAGGGAGGAAGGGGCAGGGCUCCUGCCAGGGCGAUGCUGGGGCCCCCCUGGUCUGUUACUGGCUGGACACCUGGCUCCAGGUUGGCGUGCUGAACUGGGGUGUGGCCUCCAGGCACGAGGACUACCCUGGUGUCUACACCCGGGUGAUGACCUAUUCCUCCUGGGUCCGCCAGCACGUCCCGCUGGAGCGUUGAGGGGGCUUUAAGAGCUGGGGAGCCGACCUGCCCUCGUGCCAUCCCUGCCGGGCCUCUGCUCCCCUUCCCGCCUCCAGACCCUGUUCCUGUCCACCCCGCCUUUACCCCGAAGUACCCCGUCCUUCCCUGACCUGGGGGGUGAGGACACAGCGGCAGGGCAGGCUCAGACGCUGGUGUCCCGUGGAUGUGGGGGAGGGACGGACGCACCCAGGGACCUUGCCUCCUGCCUGGAUCUGCCAUGUUAUUACACUGUGUGAACAGCAGCCUCCGUGUCUCCGAUUCUCUGAUGUGUCCUGGGCUGCGGUGGGACUUCCUGGUACACAUCCCAAGGUUCCGGAGGGCUCGUGGCCAACCUGGAGGGACCGCACCUUCAGGCCAGGUUGGGGGCCCACGGGGAGGGUGUGUGGUUCCUGCCCCAUUCUGGGAGGGCUCCACUUCCCAGAGGCGGUGCCUGGGCUCCCUGAGCGGCUCAGCCUUCCCCGCAGCUUCCCACAGCCCAGGGAUGAGCUACCUGUUCUCUCCCCAACACCUGUCCCUGGUUGGGACAUUCCCCUCAUUCCCCCAAAUCUGUGACAUCAAACCCAGCCUCGCUGCACCCCAGUUCCAACACAGAGCCGCACUGCGGGGCCAGCAGCCUGAGCCUGCUGCCUCGGCCGGGUCUCCUCCUUGGACCUCCCGGAGUCUCAGGGUCAGCUGAGGACACAGCCUUCCUGAACUGUGGGGUUUCUGAGAAGCUGGCUGCCCUGAAAUUUGGGGGACCCCAGCUCUGCCCCCUGAGCAGCUGCUCCCUCACCCCUCCUCUGCAGGGAGAGGAGCCGCUGUGGGUGUGGGUCCCCAUGGUCACCCUUAAGACCCCGAACAGGACACAGUGGCCCCAUCACAGCCACAGCCUGGGCACCACUGGUGUGCUGUGGCCACUCCCACUAAUCUGGGACCAACACUGUCCAUCCCCAACUCUGGGGGAGACGGGAGCACCCCACCACAUGGACUUCCUGGAGCCACAGGGAGGCCCUGCCUCUGCCCUGCUGAGCCCCUUCUGCUCCCCAGGCCCCUCCAAAGCAGGGGAUCCACCCCCCUCCCAGGCUCUCCUCCACGAUAGGCACCUGAGGACAGCUUCCUCGGGGGUCUCUCUGCACCUCCUCCCGGCCCCACCAGGAUUCCGGAUUCUUCCCAGAGCCCAGGCUUCCUGGGACCCCAGGGGGCCUGCAUGGGCCACAGGGCCCUUGACCCUGAGUGGACCUGAACGUCCCCAGACUGGGCAUCAGAUCGGGUUUCUGUUAUCAGGGGUCUGCGGGGAAACGGCUGAGAAAGUUCGUGAAGAAACGCCGGGGAAAAUACCGUGGCGCCUUCUCUCCAGCUCUGGGUGGUUGGCUGCUUCGUCAGCUCCCCCGCCAGCCCCCAGGCUGGACAGGACGGCCUUGCCCUGAGAUGGAUGGGGCAGGGGGGGCCGACAGUGGCUGCCUCCGCCCCCGGGCCUCAGCAGGAGGGUCCCCCUGGGGGCCUGACGCUCUCAGGUUCACCGCCCUGCCGUGGCUGUGAUCAUCAGAUGGGAUCGUCUGUCCAUCCACCUGACAGGCAGGGGGCCGGGGGACCCCUGAACUCCUCACCUCUGGCAGAGGAACUUCUGGCUUUUAGUGCCAGCUGCCCACCCCAACUACACGCACCUCCAACUUGGGAAGCCCGAGGUGUGCUGCAGUGGUGGGGGCACACAGACGAGAUUGGGGAGGGCCUUAAGGCUGGAGAAAGGGAUUUAGGAAGAAGUUGGGGACCAGGUGGGGGCCCAGGCCAGAGAGGGAGGAAUAGGGACCGUGGGGCCCCAAGGAGCAUGGGGGUCAGGCUUCCUACACUCUGGGCAGGAUGUGAGCACCCGAGGCCCCUUUCAUUAGCUCUGACCGGGGUCCCAGCACCCGCUGGGGGAGGGAGGGGCCUGGAGCCGCCAGGCCUUUCUCACGGUGCCUGUGACCUCUUGGUGGGGGCGUCCCAGAGGAGCAGCAGCUUUCACUGAGGCCGGGGACAGAUGGCCCGGGCUGCAGGAUGUGGGGCACCCCGAGUCCUCCAACACUGGACAGCUGCAUCCCACUCUUCCCUGUCUCUCUCCUCUCCGUCCCUUCCCUCCCUGCCUUUCCGGCAGCCUCUGUGGUUGCCGGUCCUGGCUCCGUCCUCGAAGCCCCGUGCCCCCUGGGAGAACCAUGGCUCUGGCGCCGCCACACCUCCGAAGCUCUUGCCCGAGACCCAGGGUGCAGCCGUGCCACGUCCAAGGCAGCAUUUCUGCCCCUGGGCCCCUCCGGUCAGCACUGCAUGGGUGUCUCUCCUGUCUCUGCGGCAUAGCGCUCCGCGGGUCCCAGCUCCUUGGGAGAGCUGAGCGGGAGGAUUGCUUGAGCCCAGGAAGUGGAGGCUGCAGUGGGCUGUGUUCAUGCCACUACACUCCAGCCUGGGCGACAGGGCCAGACCCUGACUCAAUUGUGUCCUGAAGGCCUCUCUGAGGACAGAGGACCUCACCCCAACCACACCCACCAUGGAGGUGUCUCCCCAUGCAGACCCCAGGGUGAGUCGGCUGGAGGGCAUCUGGCCAGAGUGGGCUUGGCUAGUUGUGGUGGGCACCGUCACAGUGGGCACCUUCCUUGGACAGUCUGCUGGGCCUGUGGCCCCUGUCCUGGGAGCGAGCCGCACCUCCACACGGGGCUACCCCUCGCCUUCAUGGGGUGCUGCAGUACGUGAACUGCUGGAAACUGUCCUGGGGACCCCAUGAUGGGAGGCAGAGGCUUGCUGCUGCCUCGGGCUCCUUCCUGAGCUCCAGAU